This is a messenger RNA of Pogonomyrmex barbatus (red harvester ant), 4901 nucleotides long. RefSeq names its product chitin synthase chs-2. Gene Ontology annotation, molecular function: chitin synthase activity. Gene Ontology annotation, cellular component: cell periphery; cell septum. The record is from RefSeq and is a predicted model, not a curated record. Lineage: Eukaryota; Metazoa; Arthropoda; Insecta; Hymenoptera; Formicidae. Gene Ontology annotation, biological process: chitin biosynthetic process.
UUUUCUGUCACAAUAAGCUUGAUAUAUAUUGUAGGAAGGUACAAAUGUGGUAAAAGUGACUGGACAGAUUUCUGGUUUGCAAAAAGGUCUGCAUGGUUUUCAUGUUCAUGAAUUUGGUGACAACACUAAUGGUUGCACAAGUGCAGGCGCUCAUUUCAAUCCGUUAGGAAAAGAUCACGGUGGUCCAGAUCAUGAUGUGCGCCAUAUUGGAGAUUUAGGAAACGUGGAAGCCGGUGCUGAUGGUAUCGCAAAAGUUAACAUCACCGAUUCCUUAAUUCAGCUAAGCGGACCAUAUAAUGUUAUUGGACGAACUCUCGUGAUUCACGCUGAUCCUGAUGAUUUGGGCCAAGGUGGCCACGAGCUAUCAAAAACAACUGGCAAUGCUGGUGCUCGUCUCGCCUGUGGUGUCAUUGGUAUCACAAAAUAAAUGUAUUCAUGAUCAAUUGAUGGAUAGAGAGGAUAUGUUAGAGAUAUAUUAUUUUUCUUAUCAUUUCGUUUUUAGCAUAUAGCAUAUCAUGCAAAUCUUUUUUGUUUUUAGAAUAUUACGUACAACUGAAGUUAUCAUAUCUUUCUAACGCGAUAAUGCUAAAAUGUUAAAAUUUGAAUUUAUCUAUGUUACUUAUAAAAUGUGAAAUAAGAUUGGAAAAUAUAUAUAGAUAUAUCUUUUCCUAUUAUUAUUACAUAUAAUUGUAUAUAUAUUGUACGUGUGUACGCGUGUGCGCGCGUACACACACAUAGAAUAUAUAUACAAUUUUAGAUAUCCUAAGCAUCUGCAUUAAUAUUUAUAAAUAUGUAACAUACUUAUAAAUAUAUGCUUUUAAAAAGUUAAUAUAGUUCAAUAGAAACCAAUAUCUCCCAUUUAGUCAGUAUACUAUAAAAGUAUUAUUAAGUAUAAGUAUUAAGUACUAUAUUUAAAUUAUGGUAAGUAUUCGGAAAUACGCCUAUAUUCCACUUUCCAAAUUGAUCUCAAUUAUGAAUCUUAUCUGGCUUUAUCGUGACACCAAUGAUAAUACUUGAACAGAUUGGUGACGUAAUUAUAGGCACAAUAUAAUUUUGGUGAUCGUGGCAAUCGUAAGUCGUCACAAGAUUCGGAAAUAUGUCGCCGAUAAGUCAAGAAAACGAACCGAGAAUUAGUGUUUUUGAUAAUUUCUAUGAAUAUAGUUCGUCUGAAUUCGAUGAAACUGACGAAGAGGGUUCGCAGAAAGAUGUUCCACCAUGGGAUGUAUUUGAAUGCUUUUCUCCACCAGAAAAUGAAUCUAUGGAAAAUAAAUGUUUUGAGAUUAUCAUUUGGAUUUUAAAAUUACUCAUUUAUGGAUUGCUAUUUACUAUUGUAUUAUGCAGUGGUAUCGGAGCUAAAUUAGCUGUUUUAUUUGCCAUUGCACAAUUACAAAAAAAUCAAUCAUUGUCUGAUUGCAAUUGUAAUUUAGAAAUGCGUGGGUACUCGCAGGAUAGUCGCAUACAAUGGACAUGGUGUUUAAUUUUCAUAUUUCUCGUACCGGAAUGCCUCGGAAUGUUAAAUACCUUAUGGCAUUAUUUAUUUAAGAAAAAACUAAAAAUGCCAAAGAAGCAAAACAUUUUCUUCAUGAUCUUGAUGGACACGCUCCAUACAAUUGGUUUAGUAUUGCUAACUUUUGUCAUUCUGCCAGAAAUCGGUUCAGCGCAAGGUGCCGCUAUUUUCUGUUGCUUAUGUUUCAUCCCAGGAUUGUUGAAACUACUUUCACGAAAUAAGGAAAAUUGGAAUGUAUCGACAAGAAAAUUAAGAUUAUUUAAAAUUUUUGACGUAUUGGCAUUGAUCGCUCAAGUCAGCGGGAUAUUAUGGCCCUUGAUCAUUAGUAUCAAAUGUAAUGUCGAUGGGACCUUGAUGUGGGUUUCUCCCAUUGCUCUUAUAUUGUGUUCAAGUCGUUGGUGGAGUAACUUUGUAUCGUCGCACAGCAACGUUGGUCUGAUACGAUUUUAUUUCAUGCGAAAGAAAACCUUCAACCAAGUCAAUAUUUCAUACAAGGAUAUGUAUCCUUUUGGAGGAUAUUUAUUUUUAACAGGUGCUCUUGUCACUAAUAUAUGUGAAGGAAUAGAUGUCAAGAGUUUUUUCACACCAAAAUUUAACUCUACAUCUCUUUAUAUCUUGAUAAUUCAAGCUGUCUGUGCCAUGAUAAUGUAUCAAGCUUGCAAAUUCGCGUACAGAACUCAUAUGCAUCAGUUUGGUUUCGCACUUCCAACAAAUCUCGUUAGUCUGGGAACAAUAUGUUCGAUUAUGACAUUAUGCACUAUCAGGAACAAAACUAUCUAUGCCUUUUUCGACAAUUUUUUCUUUAAGGAAACCUUGUUUGAAAAUUGGAGCGAAUUUUUUUCUAAUUGGUAUAUUUGGUUUUGGUUGACAUGGCUGAUAUCACAAAUAUGGAUCACAAUGCACUUGUGGACCACUGAAAACGAAAGACUAGCAUUAGCGGAAAGAAUCUUCUCCACCAUCACUUAUGAUUCGCUUAUGAUUGAUCAAUGUUUAGCUUUAAAUAAAAAAACGCAGAAUGAAAAUGUUGAUCAAGAUCAUGAGAAGAAAAGCAAAGAUGUUCAAUUUCCAGAUAAUCUAAGAUUAGAAGCUACCGAUAUUAGUUUAGAUAUUGAAAAAAUUGAACAAGAUUUCAAUAGAGAUAAUUUGGAUAUUGCAAUUGAUAAACAUAAAGAUCGAAUCACAAAAAUCUAUGCGUGUGCUACAAUGUGGCACGAAGAAAAAAAUGAGAUGAAUCAUUUAGUGAGUAGUAUUUUGCGAUUGGACAAGGACCAAUGUGCGAUACGCGUUACGCAAAAAUAUUACAAAAUUCAUGUUGAGGAUUAUUAUGAACUGGAAACGCAUAUUUUCUUCGAUGAUGCAUUUUGCUGCAUGCACGGUUGCAUUGACUUGUGCGAUCACGACGAAAACGAGACACAAGUCAAUCAAUACGUGAUUACGUUAGUGGAAACGGUCCAAAAAAGUGUUGAAAACUUGUGCAUGCGUUCGUCACCACCUAUUAAAUACCCAACGCCUUACGGAGGUCGUCUUAUGUGGACGUUGCCGGGAAAAAAAUUGAUAGUUCAUUUGAAGGAUAAAAACAUUAGGCAUAGAAAACGAUGGAGUCAGAAUUACAUAUGUUAUGACAUGAUCUAUUUAUGGCAUGAAUUUGUGCAGCUAUUAGUAGCUGAGAUUAUUAGCCUUAUAUAUGGGCUAGUGAUGGUAGUCGUCCUGGUAGGGAUUAUGUUACAAAUUGCCGAAGAUGGAUGGCUUGCACCUAGUAGCCUUCUCUUUUUCAUCGUCGCAUGUCAGAUGAUACUAGCUGGUCUGUUACACCCUCAAGAAGCCACUUGUCUGUUGUGCGGUGUCAUUUAUUAUAUUACUGUGCCAUCCAUGUACAUGUUGUUAAUUAUUUUUUCCGUUUUUAAUGUGCAUAAUAUUACAUGGGGCACGCGUGAUUCGAAGAAACCGAUUGUCACUCCUCAAGAAGAUCAGAGACCUACAAUCAGCAGUAAUCUAGCUCGGUUUAUGAGUAGAAAAAGAAAUAAGCAAAGCAAGCAAGAAAAAAGUUCAUUGGAGUUUUCUUUAGCAGAUCUUUUCAAAUGCAUGUGUUGCAUACAUUCAGGAAUUAGUUAUGAAGAAAAACGAUUGAUGGAAAUUAACGAGUCUCUACAGCAGAUAAACAAACGUUUGAACUUACUAGAUAGAUUACAUACAGUAAAUAUUGAAGAUAACAAUGUUACCCAAUCAUCUUCUAAUACUAAUAUAUAUCCAAGAUCAUAUUUUUCAAUGGGAGAAAUAAUAGAGGAGGAGAUGCAUGAAGGAAUCGAAUUACAACACAUAACUGAUAAGAAUGAUCAAGAAAAUGUUUAUAAAGACGAUGACGAAAGUGAUUUGACGGAAAUAUCAGCAACCUCAAGUCAAGACCAAUCCAGUUUCCUCAUUAGCCCUUAUUGGCUUCAAGAUGAAAGAAUGCGAAAAGGUAUGGUGGAUUUUCUCUCGAAUGAUGAAGAAGAAUUUUGGAAAGACUUGAUUAGAAAAUAUUUACGACCCAUUGAAAGUGAUGAAGAGAGUCAUAAUAAAAUAACUCAGGAACUGAUGAACUCACGUGAUGCGUAUUUAUUAAGAUUUUUCAUGAUAAAUGCUUUGUUUGUGUUAAUUGUGUUUUUAAUGCAAUUAAACAAAGAUACAUUACAUUUGCAAUGGCCACUUGGAAUAAAAUACAAUAUUACAUUUAAUUCAAAAAGAAUUGAGAUACAUAUAACAAAAGAAUAUUUAAGACUCGAACCUAUUGGAUGUCUAUUUAUCGCCGCAUUUAUCAGCAUAUUGGGCAUUCAAUUUUGCGCUAUGCUAGUUCAUCGAUUCGACACAUUUUCCCAUGUGCUCGCUAAUACAAAACUUCCCUUCUGUACUAAGAUAACUUCUUCGGAAGACAGUGCUUUCGAAAAACACGCUGAUAAAAUAGCAGAAGUACUUCAACGCAUGGCAGAGGAUGACAUGAUUCUUGAACUUAGAAGAAGUACUGUAACUUCUCCGAACAAACAAAAUGCGCAAGAAUCAACAGAAAAUCCACAAAAAUCAUCCAAGAUUUUCGGAAACUUUGAAAAACUGUUUCGACGGAAACUCCGUGAUCCAAAUUCAGGUUUAUUGCAGCACUUGUCUUCACGAAUGCCAAAAAACGCAUUUAAUGCCUUUGAACGGAGGCGAUCAACAAUUUUAGGAAAAAGAAAGACACAAACUCAAAAACCAUAUGAUAUUUAUGAUAAUGCUGAUUUGAGACUUUCAAAUGAUCAAACUCUUCAAUCGAGAGAGAUAACUUCCCGUCAAUGUCACUAUGAUAAUCUAGGAUUUAAACAGGGGAGAAUAAUAACAUGAGAAUAUAUGAUAUAUAAAAUAAUAAACUUAUUCUGCAAUGUAA